This is a messenger RNA of Coniophora puteana RWD-64-598 SS2, 6686 nucleotides long. RefSeq lists its product as uncharacterized. The transcript is spliced from 13 exons. Lineage: Eukaryota; Fungi; Basidiomycota; Agaricomycetes; Boletales; Coniophoraceae. Gene Ontology annotation, cellular component: endoplasmic reticulum exit site; ER to Golgi transport vesicle membrane. Bases 44 to 5530 code for a protein of 1828 amino acids. Gene Ontology annotation, biological process: autophagy; Golgi organization; COPII vesicle coat assembly. The record is from RefSeq and is a predicted model, not a curated record.
CGCUCCUCCUCCUCCUUCCUCCUCCAACUCCGACUGUCCCGUCAUGAGCUCGGUCGAAGCUGCCGCCUCGUUGUUUGGGGGCGAUUCCAGCGCGGCUUCUGAUCCGUUUGCUGUCAUAGGAAGCGACGAAGAACGGGACACGACAUCUCCGGCUCACGGUGCAACACCGCCAGGUCAAGAACACGGAGCGUCCCCGUUCGAUACCAACUCAACGCAUGCGAGUCAGGAUGCAUCCAGUCUGUUUGGUUCUGCCGAUACAUCCCAAUCCGAGACGUUUGGGUCUGGAAACUGGUUGAGUCCCGCUGGACAGGGCUCACAGGUAGACAGUUAUGCAGCGUCACCCCAGAGCACUGGCACUCAAUAUACGCAGAGUGCUUACAGUGGCUUACCGUCGGAUUCCAGCUCUCAAAGUAUCUAUAAUGGAUUACCGCAGAACACUGGAUACAGCACGUAUCAGCAACAUGCUACUGCCGCUCCUCCAGCGAACCCCUAUGCGCCUGCAGCUCCGGUGGCAAGUAGCUAUGGGCAGCAGAGUAAUCCCUACUCUAGUGGGCAAUAUGGUGCUUCCAGCUAUGCGUACGAUUCGUAUCGACCAUCUGCAAAUUCAACCCUUGCUCCCACUCAAGCACCUUUAUCCUCUGCACAAGCUGCCGUAGACCCUUACAAGCCAUUUGCGACGGCACAGAAACCCCAACAAUCGCAGUACGCGUCCUACACCCCUCCUGUGUCCCAGCCAAUGCGAUCUCCUAUGGUACCUGCCACGAUGCCUCCUCCGACCCCUGCGUCUGCGGAUGCCUUCCGUCCAAAAGUAUCCAAUGCAUACGAUCCGCCGAUCCCGCCGCCAAAACCGAAGCGUGCAACGAGCGGACGCAGCCCUGCAUAUACUCCAGCAAUGAACACCUACACGCCUUCACCGGUGUCCACUCCGCCGCCUCCGCCUAACAGAGGUUCUAGCAUGCUUUCUCCUCCACCUCCCAGGGCAACGCCUCCUCCCCCGAGAGCGGCUCCACCCCGUGCACCCUCACGCGACGCGUUUCAACCUCCGCAAGGUGGGCAUGCAUACGGUGGAUGUGUUGGUCAUGAGCCGAUGGGUCAUUCAGCGCAUAUUACUUCAAACAACAGUGUUUAUGAUCCUUACUCAGUCGGGUCUCCACGUCCUCCUGCUAGCGAUCGGUACAGCCCUCGUCCUGUCGCGGUUAGCCACCCACCCCCUGCCAAUGACCGAUACAGCCCUCGCCCAGUCGCGGGUACCCAGGCUGCUCCUCUAGCCAGCGAUCGGUAUAGCCCUCUCCCACCCACAAGUACCCAAGCUCCACUCGCUAACCCGUACAGCCCUUACUCUGGCGCUAAUGCUCGAGCCACCCCUCCGGUAGUUCAAUAUAACCCUCAGGUCCCACUCAACUCUGAGGGCCUUGCGACUGGCCAUAGCUACGGCCAGCAUGGGGCCGACGCCCAGCUUCCCCCGCCUCCAGCUCGUGCUCCUUCAGCCGAAGGAUAUGCUCUUUUUGAGCACGGAAACACGGAGCCACCACCGGCAGAUGACUACUUCGGUACUUCUGCUACUGAAGAUUUGUCAAUGCCUGAGAUGAAGGCUCGGUCCAGUCCCGAUCCAUACGCCCCACAGACCUCGGAGGUAGAUCUGGCAGAAGAGGCGCCUACACCUCGUCAAACGUUCGAGAAACCAUUCGGUGAAGACAUCCCCGCCUAUAAUCCAGAACAACCAAGUGAGAGCUAUGGCUUUGAAGGAGGUGUUGUCGACGGGGAAGACCAUGGUGGUUGGGAUGCGAAGGUCGGCGAGGCUGGACUUGCCGGGGAGAACCCCGUGGGACAGGGUGCAGACGGCGUUACCAGUGAGAUGGGUACGUUCGCAAACGUCGGAGCACCGACCUCUAUCGAGGAGCAUGAUCCGGAGGCGGUUUUCAGCCCGGUUCAUUCCAGCGUUCCCUCUUCACCACAAGCUGUUCGCCAGGGACAUGGAUCUCCUAAGCCAACGGCCCAUUUCAAGCGAGGCUCUCAUGGUUCAGCGGGACAUUCUUCCCCUAGGUCGAGUCCACUUCAAAGGGUGUCCUCGCCCCUGCGGUCCGAGAUAGUAGAUAGUCUUGACACGCGCUAUGGCUCAGGACAAGAUUAUACCCCUCCAGUUCCGGGACCUGAAUCUCCAAGCUCACCUAUUUCCACUCGAUCCACCGGUAGCCGCCAUUCAGUUGCAUCACAUCGCUCGCCCGCAUACUCCCCUUACGUUCCGUAUGGACCACCUAAACCCUCGAAUGCUCCUGCGUAUGCAGGGAAUGCAACCUCUGCCCCAGCUCCGCCGGCACAACACUCCCCGUACGACCCGUAUACGCCAAAGACCCAAACGUCACCGUCAAAGCUGCGUCCCCGAUCAGACAGUGGAUUUUCCUCUGUGUCGCCAGUGGACGUUUCCGCUCUUCCGACAAGUAUCAACAACGCGUACGCGCCUCCCGCCGCUCCGGCUAACAACGCGUCUUUGGGGCAAGACCUGUAUGUUUCCCCUCCAGCUCGUGGGCUCUAUGCGCCUUCGCCUUCCCUUCUAGGCUCGAACGAUCCUCUUGGCCGGACUUCAGCGCGCAUUCCGGUGUUCAGCUUCGGCUUUGGUGGCAAGUUUCUAACCUGUUUCCAUGGUGCUGGUGGCCUGAGCACUGGCUUUGACGUGGCCCUGUCGUCUCGUAAGUCGAUGGACGUUCAGAUCCGAACGUUAAAGGAGAUUAUACCCGAGUCUGCUUUGGAUUCAUCAUUUGGAACGUUCCCUGGCCCGCUCUUUGGCGACCCUGGGUCUCCUGUCACAAGUUUGGUUCGGACGGGUGCAGCUCAGGCCAAGACCAGGAAAGCCCGCGUCGCCAAAUACCUCGAAGAUCGUAUGGAAGAGCUAUCCAAAGGAGUUCCUUACCUCUCGUCGGAUAGCCCAGAGGAUCGCAGUACACGAGGGAAGUUGGCGUUGCUGAAGUUACUCAAGAUCAUGGUGGAUAACGAUGGACUGUUGUCCGGAAGCCCAAGUAACGACUCAGCCAUACGGUCUGCACUAUUCCCACACCUUGCUUCAGGUGAUCCUGCCGAAGUGGGGUCUGAGCUCAUGACGCCAUCUUUUGCUUCACCUUUGAGCAAUGCAUACGGUUUCAGUUCUACUGUAGCUCCGGUCAUCAACGAACCACCGAUUUCCACGACUACUCUCACUGCUUCGGCGCUGGAUAAAAUUCAGGAGUUCCUCGUUAGAGGGGAGCGGCGUAAGGCUUAUCACUACGCACUGGACCAGAAACUUUGGGCUCAUGCAAUGGUGAUCGCGAGUGGCAUUGAUAAAGAAGCAUGGAAAGAAGUCGUUAGUGAAUUCCUCAAAUGUGAACUUGGUGUGCCCACCGAAGCAGCUGGAUCGCCUGGCUCUAGCCGAGAAUGGCUGAGAGUUGUAUACAGUCUAUUCUCUGGCCAGGGAGUUUCUGCUGUUCAGGAGAUGAUUCCUACCAACAACCUCGCCAAGCAAGACAGUGGCUUGCAACUGCCUGCUCCUUCGCUCGCCCACAUCACACCAAUGUCCCCUAACUUCCCUUCAGCAGUGACAACUGCUCAGAUCCCUUCAGAAUCAUUAGGCAAGUGGCCGGAGAUUGUUGCUUCAGUCAUUAGCAGUCCUAUGGGUCCAGAAACUUCAGCAAUGCUGACAGCACUGGGAGAUCACCUUUUGUCCCAUCAAAUGGUAGAAGGCGCACAUUGCUGUUACUUGCUGGCUCCCGCAACAUCGCCUCUGGGUGGCGUUGGAACGCCCUCCUCUCGGAUUAUAUUGCUAGGCUCGCAGAGUCCCGGUUACUUACCAACUUUCAGCAAGGAGCAAGACUCCAUUGUCUUGUCUGAGAUACUGGAGUUCGCGCUCUCUCUGAAGCCAGCUGUGAAGGGACAGGAGACGUUUGGUGGCCUUCCUCAUCUACAGGCAUACAAGCUGGUUCGAGCUUACGCCCUUGCCGAAUUGGGUUAUGUGCAAUCCGCUAGCAAGUAUUGCGAGUCCAUUACUGCCUCUCUCGGUCGUCCAUCACAGUAUCUUAACGUAAUUAUGGUCGAGCGGCUGAAGGUCCUUGCAGAUCGGCUGACUGGCGCACCUCAAGUGGACAAGGCUGGCUCAUGGAUCGGGGGCAAGGUAACCAAGCCUAGCUUGGAUAGCCUGGGAAGCUGGUUGGAAGGAAGGCUCACCAAAUUCAUUGCCGGCGAGGGAGAAGAGACUGCGCACCCCAACAAGGAGCCGGUUCACCCCCAGCCAAACUUCUCGGGGCCGUUUUCUCAAUAUAGCACAAUAUCCUCUGCGGUGCCUUCUGCAAGUUCAACGCCUCCCCCUCCUUCGUACAGUAACCUGCAUAACGGUGCUCCUACUCCGCCACCGCAACGCACAGGAUCUGCUUUGUCAACCCGGUCUGCGCCCAACCCGUACGCUCCGGGCAACCGUGCUUCCUCGGCCAUGGACAUGCACCGACCAAAUAGGAGGACGUCUCCAGCGCCGAACAAGGUUCCUGCCUACCCGUCAUCUUUGCCUUCAACAACGUCAAUGCCUUCAGCACCGCAUGGCUAUUACGGCAAUGGGUACGCCUCUUCACAAGCUAGCGGGGAUUCACUGUCAAGGAAACCUUCCCUUGAGGUCAUGGAGGAGGAGAACAGCGGUGCCGCUGAGGAAACUUCGCAGGAACCCGCGCAGGAGUCGGGCUGGUGGAAUUCGCUUGGAAACGCUGACAGUGCCAAUACGCCAACUGCAAACACAUUCCACCAAUUGGACGAUGCUCAUGAAUCCUCCAACGGGUUCAUCUCCCUGAUGGAUGAUCCCGCAUUAUCUGUGACGCCCAGUCCACCCAUCCCCCAGAACUACGUCGCGCGACGCGACAACAUCGUAGAUGACGAAGAUGACCUCGGUCUUGGGAACAGUUCAUCAAAGCGGUCAACCCCUGUCCAGGGCGCGGAGAAUGGCGAUAAACCUACCCCGGUCGAGGAACCUAAGAAGGCUGAGGCAAAACCUGAGAAGCCACCUGCUGCACCAGCCGGCGCUUCGAGUGGGUCUUGGCUUGGCCGCUUAUGGGGAGGUAAGAAGGCAGACUCCCCAGCACCUGUCAAGGCCAACCUCGGACAAGAGGUAACCUUCUAUUAUGACAAGGAUCUCAAGAAGUGGGUGAACAAGACGGCUGGAGCUGAAGAGGCAAAACCAGCGGCAACCCCACCGCCACCAUCAAGGGCACAAACUGCAUCUCCUGCUAGGGCCAUGGGCGGUGCACCUCCACCACGAAGUCCUCUACCUCCCCCCUCAGCACCUCCGCCAUCUCGGCCUGCUUCCGCCAUUGAUCUUGGUCAGGGCUUCCAGGCCAAGCCAAUGGCUCGCACUCGCUCGAACCUGGUUCCGAGCGACGUGGCUUCUUUACCCCCCACGCCGUUGCCAGAUGCAAGCGGCACGCCCCCACCGCCGAUGGGACGACCUCGCUCGCAGGCAGCGAAGCGGAGCGUACGGAAUCGUUACGUUGACGUUUUCCAACAAGAAGGCGGUGGUGCAUAGGUUAAUCCCCUUAGGUAGUAUGCACGCCGUUAACGACAUUGACACUUAUUAUAACGCAUCAUUUAUUCAUGUCGCUCGCACACGCUUUGUAUAUGUUGCCGACGUUCUAGUUAUGAUUAGAAUUUCACGGAUUUUACAGCAACAUCUGUUGAUACCUAAGUAGCGCAAACAAUUUAAAAGAAGAGCUUGAAGGGGUACCCUCUGUUCUUGACGCGGAACAAGGAGACAAGGAUCGAGAAGACAAUGAAAUUGACCGCAGUCCAGAGAUAGAUUUGAGUGCGCUGGCGUCCUGGCGACUGCUGAUAAGGGGCGACGAUGGUCAACAUCAAGAAAGAGAUUGCGAGUACGCCGUAGACUACCGAUACGACUUGCACUUCCUGGCCAAACUGGUUGGAGUAGCCCUGCGCAAUCCAUGCUCCGUUAGGACCGGACCACGGCACGCCGCGAAUCUGAGUGAACAUGUAGCCCGAGGUCAUGACGAUAGAAAGAACGACGGUGCCGGCCGCCCAGACCCAGCGGUUGUUCGCAAGGGGAGCGAUGAACCGGAAGACGAGCGCGAGGAUGGGGAUGAGGGCCGCGAACGCGCCGAGGCGGCCCCAGUUGAAGGGCGCCUUGUAAGGGAUGGGGAUGGGUGUGUGACGCGAGAGCUGCUCUGCAAGAGGGCCAGCCUCGAAGCCGUUGGAGAAGUCGUAUUUAGACGCGGCGGUCUUGCCGUUGGCCGGGCGGCGGGGUCCAUCGGUAGGAGGAUAGACAUGGACGACAGGGGCAGAGGCCAUGGCAAGCUUCUGGAACACUGCGGAUGCCUCGUCAAAAUCGACCGUCCCGAAGAAGUGCGAGUCGCGGUCGGCUUGGGGAGCGGUAUGCCAUGCCUGUGCAACGGCAACGAAAGAAGGAUCAAAUUCCUUGCAAGGAGUACACCUGCGCCUGGCGUCCAUUGCCGUGAACUGGACUGCGGCAGACCAGUUACGGCUUGGCGCAGUCAAGAGGUCGAAGGUGCGCUCGUCGAGCCUGAUGUGGCCAUUGCCGGCAGCUGCAAGGUCGACGAGCUCCUGGUGGGGAGACUUUCUGGCUGCAACGCCAAGAGGGACGAGAAAAAGUGCGAGGAGGGGCCAAAGCAUAUUGGCGACGUGUCGAGAGGAGUGACGACAAGCGCAAG